Molecule: messenger RNA, 1065 nt
Organism: Apaloderma vittatum (bar-tailed trogon)
Lineage: Eukaryota; Metazoa; Chordata; Aves; Trogoniformes; Trogonidae
Product: DNA topoisomerase 2-binding protein 1-like
Exons: 7
Biological process (GO): mitotic DNA replication checkpoint signaling; DNA replication initiation; mitotic G2 DNA damage checkpoint signaling
Source: RefSeq, a predicted model, not a curated record
GUGUUGCUGAGGCUGGCCAUGGAGAUUGGUCGGAAGGUCUAAAGAAUCCUCCUGUAUGUAGAGAUCCUGAAACACCGAUUAAGGAUCACUUGAUCCCCACCCCACAGGCUCCCAGCAUCGCUUUCCCACUGGCUAACCCUCCUGUGGCACCGCAGCCCAAAGAAAAGGCUGUUACAGAAGAUGAGAAGGCUGCUGAAGAACCAGAAAACCACCGCAAAUUCCAGCUGUCUUCCCUUAAUCCUCAAGAAAGAUUUGAUUACUGCCACCUGAUUGAGGAAUUAGGUGGAGUAGUACUAGAGAAACAGUGCUUCGAUCCGAGUUGCACACACAUUGUUGUGGGACAUCCCCUUCGCAAUGAAAAAUUCUUGGCUUCGAUGGCAGCUGGGAAGUGGGUGCUGCAUCGUUCCUACCUGGAGGCAUGCAGAGGAGCCGGCUGCUUCGUUCAGGAAGAAGAUUACGAGUGGGGAAGCAAUUCUAUACUUAAUGUUUUGCCUGGAAUUAAUGUGAACCAGAAGAAACUAGCGCUUGCAGCCAUGAGGUGGAGGAAAAAAAUUCAUAAAGGGAGGCAAGAAACUGGCGUUGUGGAGGGAGCUUUCAGUGGCUGGAAAGUGAUCCUGAAUGUCGAUCAGACCAAAGCAGCAGGAUUCAGGCGCCUUCUUCAGUCAGGAGGAGCAAAAGUGUUUUCCGGUCACUCUGCAUCUCUCUUUAAAGAAGCGACACAUCUCUUCGCUGACUUCAGCAAGCUGAAGCCGGAGGACGCCAGGGUUGGUGUAGCAGAGGCAGCAGCCCAAGGGGUGAACUGCCUGAGACCCGAGUUCAUUGCUGACUACCUCAUCCAGGACCCACCUCCCCCCAUGGAGUCGUACUGCCUGCCAGAAGCCGAGUCCUACCUUUCGAAUAACACAGACCUCGGAACUGGAUCAUCCCAGAAGAGAAAAGCACUGGGAGAAAUGAGCAGAGUCAAGCGAUCCAGAAUGCACUGAGCAAAUUCCGUGCUUGCUUUUUUAAUUUGUACAUUUUAAAAUCCUUAUUUAUAUUCUCACUACAAAAAUUAAAAGCAUUGAG